GUCUCGAAAGCAUCGUCGGAGCUGAUGAAUUACUGCGAGCAACAUGCCAGGAACGACCCGCUGCUGGUCGGGGUGCCC
Messenger RNA from Pterocles gutturalis (yellow-throated sandgrouse), 78 nucleotides. RefSeq names its product guanine nucleotide-binding protein G(I)/G(S)/G(O) subunit gamma-7. The transcript has a single exon. Gene Ontology annotation, molecular function: G-protein beta-subunit binding. Gene Ontology annotation, cellular component: heterotrimeric G-protein complex. The record is from RefSeq and is a predicted model, not a curated record. Gene Ontology annotation, biological process: G protein-coupled receptor signaling pathway. The annotation marks the transcript as partial. Lineage: Eukaryota; Metazoa; Chordata; Aves; Pterocliformes; Pteroclidae.